Branchiostoma floridae (Florida lancelet) is the source of this 939-nucleotide messenger RNA. RefSeq names its product GPI-anchor transamidase-like. Gene Ontology annotation, biological process: proteolysis; attachment of GPI anchor to protein; protein localization to cell surface. The transcript is spliced from 10 exons. Gene Ontology annotation, molecular function: GPI-anchor transamidase activity. Lineage: Eukaryota; Metazoa; Chordata; Leptocardii; Amphioxiformes; Branchiostomatidae. The record is from RefSeq and is a predicted model, not a curated record. Gene Ontology annotation, cellular component: GPI-anchor transamidase complex. Bases 1 to 939 code for a protein of 312 amino acids.
AUGGCGGCCCGCAGUGCCUGUGUUUGGGCGGGUCUGGUGUUUGAGCAGGUUGGUGGUUUCUUCAAAAGUGGCCACACCAACAACUGGGCUGUGUUGGUGUGCACCUCCAGGUUCUGGUUUAAUUAUCGUCACAUCGCCAACACCCUGUCUGUGUACCGCAGUGUCAAGAGACUGGGGAUUCCUGACAGUCAGAUCAUUCUCAUGCUGGCAGAUGAUAUGGCCUGCAAUCCCAGGAACCCUCGACCUGCUACUGUGUUCAACAAUGCCAACCAGCACAUCAAUGUGUAUGGAGACAAUGUGGAGGUGGACUACAGGGGGUAUGAGGUUACAGUAGAGAACUUCAUCCGAGUGCUGACCGGCCGUCUGCCUCCCAGCACACCUCGCUCCAAACGUCUGCUCACAGAUGACAGGAGUAAUGUACUGGUCUACAUGACGGGCCAUGGAGGCGAGGGUUUCCUGAAGUUCCAGGAUGCAGAGGAAAUCUCAAACGUGGAGCUGGCAGACGCCUUCCAGCAGAUGUGGCAGAAAAACAGGUAUCAUGAGCUUCUGUUCAUGAUUGACACCUGCCAGGCAGUGUCCAUGUAUCACAAGUUCUACUCACCCAACGUCAUCGGCAUUGGCAGUGCUCAAGUUGGGGAGGACUCCCUCUCACAUCACGUGGACCCUUCCAUCGGAGUGUACAUCAUUGACCGGUACACCUACUACCUGUUGGAGUUCCUGGAGACGGUCACACCCGACAGCAAGAAAACUCUGGCUGAUCUGUUCCGUGUGUGUCCGAAGCGCGUGUGCGUGUCCACCCCCGGAGUGCGGACUGACCUGUUCACCCGCGACCCCAACUCUGUCCUCAUCACAGACUUCUUCGGCAGCGUGCGGAACGUGGAGAUCACCAGGCAAACCGUCACUCUACAGCGUAACGACACAGCGCAGACAUGCAGGUAG